AGAAAAAGCAACAGAAGAAAGAAGAGUUUUAAGGCUCUACUGAUAGGGAGACGAGAUCACAAAAAUCAGAUUUUUUUUCUUCUGAUCAACGUUUAAGAUUUCAGUUCUACAUAAACUUCCAAUGGCAGUUGUAUUGGGAAAUCCCCGAAUAAUUCCAUCUGUUGGAAUAUUCUCGGAGGAUGAAAGGGAGAAGAUGCGUAUGAAAAAGCAGGCAAUACUUGCUCUCUGGUUGAAGAUGGAUGAUGAAGAAAGAUUGGUGGGUCCUACUACUCAGAGCAGCGAAGCAGAUAGUUCUGAGAUAAUUUAUCCGUUGGGAUCCGCAAAGAAACCAUGGGUUGAAAAUGUUCCGCUGGUUGGAAAUGGUUCCUUGGUGCAUGCAAAAAAGGACCAAGUAAUAAGGCUAACUGAUGUUAUGAUCCUUCCCAAUGUAGGAGGCCAAGGUGGAAAACGAGAGACCAUUACUGGUACCCUUGAAGUCCAUGUAAACGGGUUCAUAUACACGGCCUCUGGUUUCCGUAAGCAUUUUUAUUUUGACGAUAUCAAAAGUUGUUUCUUCCAACUUGGGGGUGAGCGGGGGACGCCUCUCUUACACUUUCACUUGCACGCCCCCUUGAAGAAGCGGACAGAAAAGACAAAAGAUAUCGAAUUCCAUUUGGUGAAAAGUCUUCGGGGACAAAACAGACCGAAGAGGUCUGAUCAUGAUUCAAAUAAGAUUGAGAAAGGGAAGCAAAACAGCUCGGAUGACGAACGUUUAAAGAAGUUUGUCGAUCAAGUUCAUGCUAGAUGGAUUUCCCUGCCUAUAUCACCAAGUCUGUUUGAUGAGAUAGAGAAGGAGUACGAAGGGGUUAUUUACUGGAAGGGAUCAACAGUCAGCUCAGACACUGCCUUUGCCCUGACUUCAUAUGACCUAAUUUUUCUUGUAGGGCCUUCGCUUGAACUGCCUACGCCUUUCACUGUGUUCCCACUAAGGGACAUUGAGAUUGUUAAUCUUGCCCUGCUCGAACCUGGGAAAAUUGAUAUGACAGUCAUAUUUCGGGACUUCAACGAGGAAAAUGUGCUUGAAGUCAAAUCAAUUGCCUUAGAGUCACUUGCUGACAUAAAAGAACGUCUUAACUAUGGUAACGUGAAGUACUAUGUGAACACUAAACAACUAGACUGGAAGGACACGGUAAAAGACAUAGCAGAUUUCCCGGAGAAAUUCAUAAGGAGGGGUGGAUGGGAUAAAUUUGAACUCGAGGAUCGUCAUACUUCGUCCGACUAUGGCUAUCCUGUGACGAUGAGGAAGUUGGUGGGAUGAAGGGAGUGACGGGUCAGAUGGGGAGAGAAAUGGUAGUAAAGCAGGAUGAAGGCUGAUUUAGACGUAUCUCUUUCGAACGUGCAUGCAUGCCAAUGUUAUAGUAAUGAAGAUAUUUUGACAAUCUGCAGUUUGAAUGAGCUUCUUCGUCAGCAUUUACUACUGAACUUGAAUUGCUCUUGUUUUUGUUUCAGUGAUUGUUAUUUUGUUUUAAUGAUUUUAGACAUGGAGAAGUGUCGCGUCUUUUUUGAAUGUGCUUGCAGAUACUCAGUAGUAUUGAUGAGAUGCAAAUGAGUCAUCUAGAUGGAAUAUUGUCGAGGAAGCUCAUGAUGACUUGGACAUGUAAAUGUGAACACUUUGUAGAUACCACAAGGAGAUUGUCUCUGGAGCCGGUACUAGGGCAGAGUGUACAUGUUUAAGGUCUUACAGGGCCAUAAUUGCAUACCAGAUUGCAAAAUAAAAAAUAUUUGUUUUCCAGACUCUCAGAUCAAGUAAUAAUCUAUUUGGAAGUGCUUUUUUUUUCUUCUUAAGCACUCCUCCUUACAUGGAGGUAGCUUUCAGUAGUGCAUGAUG
Messenger RNA from Papaver somniferum (opium poppy), 1867 nucleotides. Its product is annotated as FACT complex subunit SPT16-like. The transcript is spliced from 2 exons. The coding region runs from base 122 to 1297 and encodes 391 amino acids. Gene Ontology annotation, biological process: transcription elongation by RNA polymerase II; positive regulation of transcription elongation by RNA polymerase II. Gene Ontology annotation, cellular component: FACT complex. Gene Ontology annotation, molecular function: nucleosome binding. The record is from RefSeq and is a predicted model, not a curated record. Lineage: Eukaryota; Viridiplantae; Streptophyta; Magnoliopsida; Ranunculales; Papaveraceae.